AUGGCUCCAAUUGAUUAUAAUAAAGUCAAAUUAGUUUCAGCUAAGCAUCCUAAACCACCUGGGGUGAAAUUUACUUAUGGAACUGCUGGGUUUCGUAUGAAAGCCGAAUUGUUAGAUUCGGUGACGUUUCGCGUUGGAAUUUUGGCUUCUUUGAGAUCAAAGAAGCUAGACUCUAAGACAAUUGGCGUCAUGAUCACCGCAUCACAUAAUCCUGAAGAGGACAACGGAGUCAAACUCGUUGAUCCAUACGGGGAGAUGCUCGAACAAUCCUGGGAAGAACAUGCAACUAAGCUCGCAAACGCUGAAUCAGACGAUGACUUGGUCAACGUUAUACAGGAUAUUAUAGUUAACACAGGUCUUGAUGGAUCGAAGGAUUCUUCUGUUGUUUACGCUAGAGACACAAGACCCAGCGGUCCAGCACUAGUUGCCGCUGUCGAGGAUGCGUUAAAAGUUCUUGGAGCCAAGGCUUUGGAUUUUGGUGUUAAGACUACACCGGAACUUCAUUACGUCACGCGUUGUCUGAAUACUGCGGGCACAAAAGAUGCGUAUGGGGAGCCAACAGAAGAGGGCUACUUUAAAAAAUUGGGCGAUGCAUUUAGGGAACUGGUGGAACAGAAGCCUCAUUUAUCGGCAUUGACCGUCGAUGCAGCCAACGGGGUCGGUGCGCCGAAAGUACGUCAGUUAUCUGAAGUUGUUGGCAAGUUCAUUGAUCUCAGAGUAGUGAAUGAUGAUAUUUAUACUAAGGGCAAACUUAAUUUCCAAUGCGGAGCAGAUUUUGUGAAGACGCAACAGAGAGCUCCUCCCGGAAUGAAUCUCGUCAGUGGAAUGCGAGCAUGUUCGCUUGACGGUGACGCCGAUAGAAUUGUUUACUAUUAUGCAGAUGAGGAUGGGAAAUUUAGAUUGCUCGAUGGUGAUAAAAUUGCCGGCCUCGCCGCAAGCUUCAUAAUUGAUCUUGUGAGGACAGCAGGUAUUGGUGACAUCAAGAUCGGCGUAGUCCAAACUGCAUACGCUAAUGGAAGUUCGACAGCGUAUCUGACUAAUGUUUUGAAAGUGCCAGUUUCCUGCGUACCUACUGGAGUAAAGCAUCUUCAUCAUGAAGCAGAGAAAUAUGACGUUGGUGUUUACUUUGAGGCAAACGGUCAUGGAACCGUUCUCUUCAGUUCUCAUGCAAUAAACUCAAUUCGAUCUGCCAAGGGCGGGACUCCCGAGCAAGUAACGGCCAUUAACCAAUUGAGCGCUCUCACUAAUCUCAUUAAUCAAACCGUUGGAGAUGCAAUCUCUGACAUGCUAUUUGUUGAAAGUAUUCUCAUGAAUAAACAAAUAACUUUAAGACAGUGGGAUGAAGCUUACACCGAUUUACCCAAUCGGUUAGUCAAAGUAGUGGUUGCCGAUCGUCAUAUAUUCAAGACGACAGACGCCGAGCGUAAGUUGGUUGAGCCUAAAGGUCUUCAAGAUAAGAUCAACGCGAUUGUUGCCCCAUACACAGAAGGCAGAUCCUUUGUUCGACCGUCUGGAACAGAAGAUGUGGUUCGUGUCUACGCAGAAGCUGCCACUCGCCAGGACUGUGACGAGCUUGCGUUCAAAAUCGCUGGUCUUGUGUUUGACGAAGCUGGUGGUGUUGGAGAACGGCCGAAGGAAUUUUUAUAA
Paraglomus occultum is the source of this 1647-nucleotide messenger RNA. The record is from the annotation of a GenBank genome assembly. NCBI's taxonomy places the organism in Eukaryota, Fungi, Glomeromycota, Glomeromycetes, Paraglomerales, Paraglomeraceae.